CGCAACCAUUUCGCUCGAGUCGAGUCUCUUCUGUGUCGACUGUGUAUCUGUCCAUUUCGUGAAUGACGGUUUUAAGUUGGUAUACCUGUUAGUCGGAUGCCUACAGUCACUACUGUCGAGAGGAGACGUCGGCUGAUUGUUGCAAAGCAAUUUCAGAUGACCGAGUGAGUGGUUGACUGCUUGUUAAGUUAACUCGGCAUCUAGCAACAAUGGCUCAGAGGUUUCCAGUGCCGAAUGCAGCCAGCAAUGGCCCACCACCACAGCGAUAUCCACCACCAUCGGUACCACCAAAUUUGAGACAGUAUUCUGGACCUAACUUUCCAAUUCAACAAAGGUCAGGCUUUACACCUCCACCACAAAUGGGUACUGGUGGCCCAGGUCCUGGAGGUAUCAUGAGGCCAAAUCAACCUUAUUCUAAUAUGCGGCAAGGACCCUUGGCAACUCCUCCUGGUGGGAAGAGAAGUGCAGACCAACGGUUACCAAUGUCACAGCAAAAACCGUAUUUUUGGAACAGUGACUUUUCACAUUCCACAUCAAAAAAGAAGAAAAAGUUAGCUGAUAAAAUUCUACCCCAAAAAGUGCGUGACUUGGUGCCAGAGUCACAAGCUUAUAUGGAUUUACUAGCAUUUGAAAGAAAGUUAGAUGCAACGAUAAUGCGAAAACGUCUAGAUAUACAGGAAGCUCUGAAGCGUCCUAUGAAACAGAAGCGCAAGCUUAGAAUUUUCAUCUCUAAUACAUUCUAUCCAGCUAAAGAAGCUACUGAGAAUGAAGAGGGUACAGUAGCUUCAUGGGAACUUCGAGUAGAAGGAAGGCUUUUAGAUGAUACUAAAAAUGAUCCAAACAAGGUGAAGAGGAAGUUUUCGUCGUUUUUUAAGAGUUUAGUGAUAGAAUUAGACAAGGAUUUGUAUGGACCAGACAACCAUUUAGUUGAGUGGCACCGUACACUUACAACACAAGAGACUGAUGGUUUUCAAGUGAAAAGACCAGGUGACAAGAAUGUUCGCUGUACAAUUCUUUUACUUCUCGACUAUCAACCUCUGCAGUUCAAACUAGAUCCUCGAUUAGCGCGUCUACUUGGUGUUCACACCCAAACGCGUCCAGUUAUUAUUUCAGCACUCUGGCAGUACAUAAAAACGCACAAGUUGCAAGACAGUCACGAACGUGAAUACAUCAACUGUGACAAAUAUCUAGAGCAAAUCUUCGCUUGCCCUAGGAUGAAGUUUGCAGAAAUACCACAACGCCUCAACCCGCUUCUUCAUCCGCCAGACCCGAUCGUUAUUAAUCACGUUAUCAGCGUAGAAGGCACAGAAACUAAGCAAACAGCCUGUUACGACAUUGACGUUGAAGUUGACGACACGCUAAAGACACAAAUGAACAAUUUCUUGCUAUCGACGGCGAGUCAGCAAGAAAUUCAAAGUCUCGACAAUAAGAUUCACGAAACUGUGGAGACUAUAAAUCAACUGAAAACCAAUCGGGAAUUUUUCCUGAGUUUCGCAAAGGAUCCACAACAGUUCAUUAACAAGUGGAUCAUAUCGCAAACGAGAGAUCUGAAAACUAUGACCGACGUUGUAGGAAAUCCAGAGGAAGAACGCAGAGCAGAGUUUUAUUAUCAGCCUUGGGCUCAAGAAGCUGUCUGUCGAUACUUCUACACAAAAGUUCAGCAAAAACGGGCGGAGUUGGAACAGGCUCUUGGAAUAAGGAAUUCCUAAAGAUUAUAAAACAAAAAUUAAAAUAUGUCUCGCUUUAGUUAUAAAUCAGUAUGUCCUUUUUAUAAAGCUUAAGGAUCAAUUCCAUCUUGACAAUUGUGUGCAUCAGACGAAUAAUUUUGUAUCUAUUUUAAACUAGCAAAUAGUAUGAACGAGUGAUUGCGUGGAUUCUGUGUAAAUUAAAUUAAUCUUGAUUCAUUAAUUUGUAAAUCGUCAAUAUUCUGUAUGAUUGUCACAGUUUCCUAUUAUAAACAUAUAAGAAAUAAAAUCAUAAAAU
Nasonia vitripennis (jewel wasp) is the source of this 1983-nucleotide messenger RNA. RefSeq names its product brahma-associated protein of 60 kDa (gene Bap60). Bases 210 to 1709 code for a protein of 499 amino acids. Gene Ontology annotation, cellular component: nucleus; SWI/SNF complex. The transcript has 7 exons. The record is from RefSeq and is a predicted model, not a curated record. Gene Ontology annotation, biological process: regulation of transcription by RNA polymerase II. NCBI's taxonomy places the organism in Eukaryota, Metazoa, Arthropoda, Insecta, Hymenoptera, Pteromalidae.